AUGAAACAGCCUCCUUCAACAGAUCCAAAUUCUACACCCCGCGCAAAUGCCGCGCUUAUCUCCCUCGUCCGCAACUCGGAGGUUGAUGGGAUAGUCUCGUCGAUGCGGUAUAUGGAGAAGUCGUUCAACGCCAAGUUCAACUAUCCAUGGGUCUUUUUCAAUGAUGUCGAAUUCACGCAAGAAUUCAAGGACAAGACACAGGCGGAGACAAGCGCACCGUGUACAUAUGAACUCAUACCUCAGGAGCAUUGGGAUGUGCCAGAUUGGAUCGACCAGACGCGGAUGGAGAAAGCUUUCAAGAAUAUGGCCGACAACGGGGUCAUGCACGCAACUCAAUUGAGUUACCAUAAAAUGUGUCGUUGGUAUUCGGGCUUCUUUUUUCGGCAUCCUGCUUUGGAUAAAUAUAAGUACUACUGGCGCGUGGAGCCAAAUGUCAAGUAUUUCUGCGACAUUGAGUACGACGUUUUCCAAUUCAUGGCCCAACAUAACAAGACCUAUGGUUUCACUAUAAAUAUCUACGAUGACCCCAAAACCAUACCCACGCUCUGGCCGACAACAACGGCCUUCCUCGAAGAACAUCCCAGCUACGCCCUCAGCCCGGAUGAAAACUCCUACUACUGGCUCACGGAUUCCGUUGCGCGUCCCGACCACACAAAGGGAGCCAAUGGCUACAGCACAUGCCAUUUCUGGAGCAAUUUUGAAAUCGGCGAUCUAGAUUUCUGGCGCUCGCAAACAUACCGAGACUACUUUGACUAUCUCGAUCAAACGGGAAAUUUCUUCUACGAACGCUGGGGUGACGCACCUGUGCACAGCGUUGCGUUGGGCCUCUUUGCGGCCAAUGAGCAGAUUCAUUGGUUCCGCGAUAUUGGAUAUCAACACACGCUGUCAUCCUCCGCUCGUCAACUGCAGGGAUUGUACCCUCUGCACCCGCUUGUGGUUUCAAGACUGCCGCCGCAGGCACACGACACACCUUUUGAAGCGACUCCAUUAUCCAACCAACCAAUUCUCACCCGGAAUACAUACAAGACCACUCAAGUGGCUGACAGACAAGUCAUGGCGACGGCUACUCUGACAUCGCCCAGCUCGGUCCCGGAACUCACCACCUCCAAAUCCUCUAAAUCUUCGUCCUUUCAUUCCUCUUCGCACGAUGCCGACCCCAAUGUCAAUUUUACAGAUACAUCCAAUUUCGAAGAUAUCGGUCUUGAAGAUGACUCUGAAAUGCAUGCCUAUCCGGCGAAGCUUUCAUACCCUCACUCUCGUUCCCGAGCUGGCUCUCGAGCUUCCAGUCAAAAUCGUGUGAUAUCGCAGGUCGCUAGCAUGAAUAAGGAGACAGAUUACACCGCCAUCAUCGAGAGCUCUGCAGGGCAUACCUGGACAACCCUCGAGGGGAACGCUAGAUCCGAGAAUGAUGAAGAGCGGUCGACGAUUGUCAAAGCAUGGAAGCGCAUCAACUCCGUCUCUACCAUACCGCCAACCUCGAUCCCGCUCAGUGUCCCCAUCUUCUGCUCCUCUGUCGAACUCAGGACCGUUGCCUUCGCCAUCUGCUUCCAGCCUGAGUCUUUCGCCAUUGGCUCCUCGCAAUCCUUCGUCUCGACGGGGCUCGCUACAGCGAAAAACGAUGAUGCUAGCUUAUUCAAUGUACCACUGUCUCCGCGACCACCUACAGAACGUCCGGCCUCGCGCAGUACCAGCCCGGAUCAAGUCACUAGCCCUAAGCCUAUACCGUUGUCGCAUGCUGUUUCGGAACAGCAUGUAGCGCCUUUGUCCAAAUCGCGAAACUCCUCCCGACAUUCGCCCGGCGGAAAUUCACGACUCAAAGUCACUCGGUCUGCGUCCGCGGGUCCUGAACGAGGCCAAAUUUCUCCGCGCGAUCCACGUACAUACUCUUACAACCUCGCCAUGGCUGAGCUUUCUGAGGAAGCCAAGGUGUUGACGCAGACACUCGAGUACCACGCCGACGACGCUGGUCGCAAACGUGAAGAACGAGUUCAGAGUGGUCUUUCGUCAGAACGCUCCAGUGUGGAAUCUAAGCGACUUUCUGGCGGAAUACAGGAUUUACCGCCGGUGCAGAAAUCCAAUGUGAUGAUUGACCCGUUACCUGCCAGUAAGGAGAAGGAAAAGGUUCUUAGUCGCACGCGCCCUAGUUGGCUGCCGCCGAAAGAUCCGUUGGAAGAGAAGAAACAUUUGAAGGAGUAUAAAAGGAUGAUGUCUCUAGCCAAGGAAGCAGAGAAGAAGAAAGCCGCCAAAGCCGCUGCCGCGCAGUGCGAAAAAGACAACACCAGGGAGACGCUACAACGAAUCUGGGAAGAUCACGUCCUGCCUAACUGGAAUCAUGCUGUUGCAGAGCCUCGCACGAGGGAGCUGUGGUGGCGAGGCAUAACACCUCGGUGCCGUGGAGCAGUGUGGCAACGAGCAAUCAAUAACGAGCUAUCCUUGACACCCGAGUCGUACCAAAAGGCACUUCAGCGGGCCAAGGACGUCAAGGCACGAGGAGAUGAGGAUGCUAGUGAUACUAGCCGAAGGAUACGAGAGUGGUUUGCAGCCAUUUCUCGAGAUGUCUCAUCCGCAUUCCCCGAACUUCAUCUCUUCCAGGAGGGUGGACCUUUACGGGACACCUUGAUUGAUGUCUUAGAAGCAUAUGCCAUGUAUCGCAGUGAUGUUGGAUACACCUAUGGCCUUCACACUAUUGCCGCUCUGCUUGUCCUUCAACUUCCUACUGCCGCUUCCGCGUUUAUUGCCAUGGCCAAUGCUCUCAACCGCCCACUCCCUCUUGCCUUUUUGACGUACGACCGUGCCGCGAUUGCUCGAACGUACGGUCUCGCUUCGGCCACACUGCGAUAUAAAUUUCCCCGACUUUUUGCCCAUCUUUACGAGACAGCGCAGCUCACUGACGAGGACAUCUGGGGUCCAAUGUUUCGAUCUCUAUUCACCAACGGCCUGGACUUGGAACACCUCAGUCGCGUUUGGGACUGCUGGGCUUUUGAAGGAGACCGUAUCAUAAUCCGAGCCGGAGUCGCUGUAUUGGGCUGCCUACAAACGCAACUACUAGGCCUUUCAGGCGCCGAACCGAAAUCCCGCGAAGAAUUAAAGCACGUCGUGGGCUGGGGACCGCAUGACUUGGGCACGCUCAUAAGAGACACCAAGACCCGCCAUAGCUCCCCGACACCGAUUAUGGGAUAUGGAGGCGGUCAAUUUGCCAACGCCGGCGUUGGACAAUAUUGGAUUCUGAGUCUGGCGGGCGACGAGGAUAGUUUUAUGAAUGAAGUACGAGAGGCUGGCAAAGUCCAGUCUUGA
Molecule: messenger RNA, 3294 nt
Organism: Talaromyces amestolkiae
Lineage: Eukaryota; Fungi; Ascomycota; Eurotiomycetes; Eurotiales; Trichocomaceae
Exons: 8
Coding region: 1-3294 (1097 amino acids)
Biological process (GO): protein N-linked glycosylation; protein O-linked glycosylation; cell wall mannoprotein biosynthetic process
Cellular component (GO): Golgi apparatus; membrane
Molecular function (GO): alpha-1,2-mannosyltransferase activity
Source: RefSeq, a predicted model, not a curated record